CCAAAUCGGGCGGGUUUCUCCGCCAUGUCAACGUGACUCAUCCCCCCACUAUUCCACGCGGAGCCGGCGAAAAAAGAAAGCAGCAAACGAAAUUAUUCGCCCCUUUCCAUUCCACGCGCUUUAUGGUCGGCCGGGGAUCCCACCCCCCUGAGCCGCCACACCCGCGCCGGCCUCCCAUUCCUCCGCCCCGCCCACCACGCCGCGAGGAGCAGCAGCAGCAGGAGGAGAUCUCGGGAGGCGGCGGCGCGCGAGAUCCGGCGUCGGAGCGGCGGCGGCCUGAUUGAUUGAUUGGUUGGUUGAUCGAUUGAUCGGUUGACUCGACGAUGGUGCGGGAGACCGGGUACUACGACGUGCUCGGGGUCAGCCCGGCGGCCACCGAGGCCGACAUCAAGAAGGCCUACUACGUCAAGGCGCGGCAGGUCCACCCCGACAAGAACCGCAAUGACCCCCUCGCGGCCGAGAAGUUCCAGGAACUGGGGGAGGCAUACCAAGUACUUAGUGACCCCGCACAGCGUCAAGCAUAUGACUCAUAUGGGAAAUCUGGUAUUUCAACGGAAGCAAUGAUUGAUCCAGCAGCAAUUUUUGCAAUGCUAUUUGGUAGUGAGGUUUUUGAGGAUUACAUUGGUCAACUGGCGAUGGCAUCCAUGGCUUCACUCGACAUUUUUGGUGAAGAUGAAAAGAUUGAUGCAAGGAAGUUACAAGAGAAAAUGCGAGCUGUACAAAAGGAAAGGGAGGAGAAACUUGCAGAGAAACUGAAGAAUAGAUUGCACAUUUAUGUUCAAGGAAACAAAAAGGAGUUUAUCCAGGUUGCUGAGGCUGAGGUGGCUAGACUUUCUGAUGCAGCAUAUGGGAUUGAUAUGCUGAGUACUAUCGGUUACAUGUAUUCAAGACAAGCUGCCAAGGAGCUUGGAAAAAAAGCUAUCCUUUUGGGGGUUCCUUUUAUAGCUGAAUGGUUUAGGAACAAAGGUCAUUUUAUUAAAUCCCAAGUGACAGCUGCAACAGGUGCAAUAGCUCUUAUGCAGUUGCAGGAAGAUUUAAAAAAACAUCUCAGUUCGGAAUGUAAUUACACUGAUGAGCAACUUGAAGCUUACAUGCAGAGUCAUAAAAAGGUUAUGGUGGAUUCCUUAUGGAAGCUUAACGUUGCUGAUAUAGAGGCAACUCUGUCACGUGUCUGUCAAAUGGUUCUUCAAGAGAGCAAUGUCAAGAGAGAGGAAGUAAGAGCUCGAGCUAAAGGAUUGAAAACUUUAGGCAAAAUAUUCCAGCGUGUUAAGCUCAAUAAUGAAGGAGAAGCAGCAACAAUGAAGCAUACGAUAAAUAAUUUGGAUGAUAAUGUUGGUACCUCUCCGGAUUCAUCACCAACAUCUCCCAGGGUGCAGCCAUUCGAUGCAAACCCACCAUAUUCUCAGCAGAUUGUCAGGAAUGUGUCAACAUUCCUAAAGUGCAAACUGGCCUUAGGGUAUUGCUGCUGCUCCGGGGAUGGACGCAAAUCUGCUGCUGUAUGGUUGUGGUGGAGUCAGCACUCUGCUUGGCACAAGGAGACGCACUGUUGCUCAUCAUCGCCCUUCUGUGAAGUUGUCGGUGCAUUUGCAAACUGCAAUGGUGCCAAUUCUGAAGAGCGAAUCGCACCAGCUGAUGGGGUCGUCUCCAGAUGCCAAGCUCAGCCCUGCGCCCCGGCAAGCCGGCGGCGUCGCUUUCUGCCCGUGCGGUGCAAACCGACGGCGGAGUCCCUGAAGACCAGUGUGGGCGGGGCUUCUUUUUCUACGCCUCCGGUGAGGGAGGGUGGGGUUUUGCGCCGGGGACAGCGACGGCGAAGUCUGCGGCUGGCUGAAGCGGCGGUUCGUCUCGAGGCGCUCCAGUUGCUCAGUUUAGCUUCUGGUGAUGCUGUGCUGGAACGGGCAGACGGCAGCACCCUGAACUGAAGCAACAAGCACUACUGUGGAACUAGCACGACACGUGAAGACACGGACCAAAUUCCUGUUAUUAUGAACUACUCCCUGCAGGUCUGUAAAACGUCUUAUAUUAUGUACUGUAUGUACAGAAGGGACUACCAGUUUCAUUUCACGGAUUAUAUUACAAAGUCAAGUGCCGUGACGCACG
Molecule: messenger RNA, 2097 nt
Organism: Triticum aestivum (bread wheat)
Lineage: Eukaryota; Viridiplantae; Streptophyta; Magnoliopsida; Poales; Poaceae
Product: chaperone protein dnaJ 10
Exons: 10
Coding region: 324-1919 (531 amino acids)
Source: RefSeq, a predicted model, not a curated record